Chondrus crispus (carragheen) is the source of this 935-nucleotide messenger RNA. RefSeq lists its product as hypothetical. Gene Ontology annotation, cellular component: nucleus. The record is from RefSeq and is a predicted model, not a curated record. NCBI's taxonomy places the organism in Eukaryota, Rhodophyta, Florideophyceae, Gigartinales, Gigartinaceae. Gene Ontology annotation, biological process: protein desumoylation. The transcript is spliced from 2 exons. The coding region runs from base 1 to 483 and encodes 160 amino acids. Gene Ontology annotation, molecular function: deSUMOylase activity.
AUGAACUCGUUUUUCUACACCAAGCUCGUGCGGUUCAAUCGCGCCAAGGGGUGCAGCGUAUACGAGUACAAGCAGGUGCGGCGAUGGACGCGACAGUUUGACGUCUUUUCGUACGACGUGAUGCUGAUCCCGAUCAACCAGGCCAACACACAUUGGACGCUAGGCGUGAUCAACUUCAAGGAUCAGACGGUGGAGCACCUAGACUCGAUGGGCACGGGCGGCUUGCUCAAGGUGCGUGAGCACCUCAUGUCGUGGGUGCGCGACGAAGCCGCCGACAAGAGUAAGCCGUUCUCGCCAAACAACUGGACUAUGCCGCCGCGCGACGUGCCGCGCCAGCUCAACUCGGACGACUGCGGGGUGUUCUUGUGCAAGUUUGCAGACUUUAUCUCGCGCGGCUGGCAAGAAUUCACCUUUUCGCAGCAACAUAUGAACUACUUUCGCAGCAGGAUCGCACAUGAGCUCCUCAUGGAGCGCGCGACAUAGCUGGGGGACGAGCAGUUCGGUCUAUAGUCUUUUUAUUUUUUUUAUUCUGUCUUUUUUUUUUUUUUUGAGUCAGAGAGGGCGAGAGGGUGGAGGGGCAGAGAGGAGAGGGGAAGAGAGGAGAACCUCAAGCAGAUGGUUGGUCUUGCGAUAAGUGGGGGGGAGGGGAAUCAACUGCAUGUCUCAUGGUUUGAUUUAGUUGCGAAAGGAAACAUUUAGUCCUCGGCAACAUCCCGCGUGCUUUGGCGAUGAUACGCCUCUGUAUUGGAGUUUUAUCCUUGUUUUCUUGAGCGUUUUGCGUCGUAACGCAAGUCCUAGGAUCCAACUAGAGCGCUGUUGGAAGGUAAAUACCUGUUCAGUACAUACUGUAUUGGGCCAACAUCUUGCAUGCUUGCCACCCUGAACAGAACGCUGCACGAAACGGAGCUGUGGGUUGACGUCUUGACCACCAAAAA